CUGCACAGCGUGUUUUUUACUUUGCCUCUCGGGCUUUUCAGUAACUAGGUCACACACAGUCCUUGGCCCCUGGUGUAAAUAAGAUGUGACACACACACACACACACACAGACACACAGCUGUGGCCUGGGAUGCAGCAGUGACUGCUGACAUGACAGCCAAUAGAAACGGAUUGAGUGAUAACAACUUCAGGUAAAGUUUGAAAUUAGAAAUUAGCAUCAAAUUAGGUUAAUUUUUUAAGUUGUCAACUAUUACAGGUAGACGCUGGAGGACAGGUGUAAACUGUUCUGACUGUUGCCGUCUGUGAGAUUUAUCACAUGCAAAUGUCUGGUGUCAGAUCUUUAUUACACCUUCACUCAAAGGGAUCCUGGUCCCAGCACAGCUGCAGCACAGCGCCAUCACCUCUGCAGGGUGUUUCACUCACACUCUGCAGUACAACAACAGGGAAACAAUACCAGCUAAUGCAAUAUAAGGUUAAUGUAAUUACUAAACUUUUUGUUUUUGUUUUUUUAAAUCAGGGAGCCUAGAUGCUGUUUUUAUCCUCUUUAAAUGAGGCAGUUAAAGAUGACUGCUGUCAGAGCAUGAACACUGUAUGAAUGGACUCUGAGCCCUCUGCUGGUGGCGCUCAGGAACUGCAAGACUAAAUAAGAGAAAUCUACUGAUUUCAUGAUAAUGCAUGUGUCUCUGUGGCUUUUAAACAUGACAUAAAACUGUUUCCAGCAACACGAGAGAAGUGAACACUAUAGUAUUAACAGGACAAAUGAAUCGAAUCGACCCUGCUUUAACAAAUAUAAACUGCUCCUGCAUCAAAACUUAACUAAUAUUCCACUUUAAUGUUAUUACAGGCCUCAAAGCUGUCUCAAAGAUUUCUAUUCUAACAAUAAUAAUAAUAAUAUUAUAAUGUCUUUAAUCAGAAACACCAUCAGGAUGGGACGACUGACGACUGUGGACUUUGAAUGACGGCAUAAAUUGGGCGUAAAAUGAAAUGACUGGGCGUUAAAGCUUCCUGUGGGGCCUCUCAUGUUGGUGCAGCUCAGAUUCAAAACAAAAGACUCAAAUCCUUUACUGUGCUGUAUCUAUAGGGGGCCAAGCAACAUAUGCUGGCCCCUUGUUAUUAUUAGCUUAAGUUCGAUUCAGCAAUUAAGAUGAAAUGAUCUAGUUAUUAAAAUACAUUAUUAUAAUUAUUAAUGGUCUCUAGCUGUGUCUGGAAGGAAAUGUGCGUGCAGUGAAAUUCCUCUAGAAGUCCAAGGGUCAAAGUUGAGGGACGUGUUUUGUAAUUUAGCAGGAGUCACAUGAUACCAGUGUUUCGAACCUGCUGUGGCCUACUUUGCUUCUCAUAACUCAGACAUAAGGGCUUCCCGCCGCGGGGGCUUUUUUUAUUUCCUGCACAUCGCGCCUCACCCUGCUGCUGCUGCUGCUGCUGCUGCAGAUCUACGUAUGUUGUAUGUGAAUUGUGCUUUUGUUGACGAGGCGCAGACCGUGAGAGGUUGUGACCUACAUUUCCGGUCUCGGAUCUUGGACCACCGUGGCUCUUAGGACUUAAUUUUGGCUCCAGUCCACGUGUUUGUUCUGUUUAACUACGGCUUAGAGCAUGUGAUUGGUACUUUUGAAGAUAGGCGUGGAAAGAGAAAAAAAAAUAAAAAUUGCGCAGACUGAUGCCUUCAAGUGCUGCUCGGAAACAUAGGUUUGUGGAAUGUGAGGCAAACAGCUUGUCUUGUCUAGCCUUUACAUCUAUGACUGUGAUACAAAUACACUUUGAAAGAUCAACCUGUAACCCAGACGUUACACAAAAUACAUUUAAUAAAAUGGAAAAAGACAAUAAAAUAUGUGCAUUGCUAAUAAUAAUAAUAAUAUCAAUAACAACAACAAUAAUAAUAAUAAUAAUAAGAACAAUAAUAAUAAUAAUAAUAAUAAUAAUGAUAAAUACAACUGAUACUACUAUAAAAAAGGCAGUUAUACCAGAUUGCAGUUGUAAUAAACUAAUAGUAGUAAUUACAAUAUCAAUUAAAUAAUAUUAAUUACAAAGGAUUAUCUAAACCUUCAGGCUACUGAAACUUUUUUUUGUUUUUUUCAAUCAGGCUAUCAAUAACAGCGUAAUGCAGAUGUUUAUUGUUGUUCAGUGUGAGGUCCUGCGCGCUCCCGACGUCACACUCCACAGUGUCAGACUUUCGCAUUCAGCUGUCGAUCGUCCUUCCGGGGGUUUAGGAUAUAUUUAACAGCACUUGAAGACGGCUCCGCGCAGACCCUCGCAUGUCACACUGUUAUUGGCCGAGUCUCAGUGUUACAUGAUGUUACCUAACUACACAUGUGGUUGAAUUAAGUUGUGCCUGAGUGCGCGAGUGCUGCGGACAGUUGCGCCUGUGCAGCCUCCUGAACUGAAGCCAAAAACACCAUGGAGAGCACCAAGGCGGACGGACACAACCCGCUGGCAACUGCCGGCUUUUGUUCAAGGGUCUUUUUGUGCUGGUUGACCCCGCUGCUGCACCUGGGCCACAAGCGGAGGCUGGAGGAAAGUGACAUGUACGGCGUUGUCCCCGAGGAUCGCUCUCAGACACUGGGAGAGGCGCUGCAGAGACUUUGGGACCACGAAGUUAAAAAGGCCACGAAGGAACUGCGGAAACCGAACCUCACCAGCGUCCUCAUCCGGUGCUACGGGAGGUCCUACGCCGCGGCUGGGUUGUUCACAUUUACACUGGAGGCCAUUAAAGUGAUCCAGUCGCUGCUACUGGGGAAAAUAAUCCUGUACUUUGAGAAUUACGACCCAGACGACCGUAGGAGUCUCUGCACGGUUUGCGUUUACGCCGCCGCGAUGUCCCUCUCCGCCUUCGCCCUGACUAUCCUCCAACAUCUCUACUUCUACCAGGUUCAGAAAAUGGGCAUGAGGAUACGAGUGGCCAUGUGUCACAUGAUAUACAGGAAGGCUCUGGCUCUCAGCAGUGAAUCCAUGGGACAAACCACCACCGGACAGAUUGUCAACCUCCUUUCGAAUGAUGUCAACCGCUUCGAUGAGAUUACACUCAACCUGCACUACCUGUGGGUGGGGCCUCUACAAGCGAUGGUGAUCGUCUUCUUCCUUUGGUACGAGAUCGGCCCGACGUGUCUGGCGGGCGUGGCGGCCGUCGCCCUCAUGCUGCCCGUGCAGACCUGGUUCGGAAAACUCUUUGGCAUCUUCAGGAGCAAAACGUCCGUCUUUACUGACAAUAGAAUUCGCAUCAUGAACGAGGUGGUGUCCGGCGUCAGGAUCAUCAAGAUGUACGCCUGGGAGAAGCCGUUCUCAGCUCUGGUUACUGAAGUCAGAAGGAAAGAGAUCCGUCAGAUACUGUACAGCUCCUACCUCCGAGGACUCAACAUGGCCUCCUUCUUCGCCAGCAGCAAGAUCAUCGUCUUCAUUACCUUCACCGUCUACGCCCUCCUGGGCAACGCCAUCACCGCCAGCAGCGUGUUUGUCACCGUGUCCCUCUACGGUACCAUCAAGCUCACGGUCACCCUGUUCUUCCCGCUGGCCGUGGAGAAGGUGUCGGAGACCGCGGUCAGCGUCCAGAGGAUCUCGAGUUUCCUCCUGCUGGAAGAGGUGGAGAGAAAAACCUCGGGGCUGCCUCUGGAGGGGAAGGAGGAAAGCUCCAUAGAGAUUGAGAAGUUGACCUGCUACUGGGAUAAGAGUUCGGACGCUCCAUCUCUCCAAAAUGUCUCCGUCAGCGUGAUGUCACACCAACUCCUGAUUGUAAUUGGACCAGUGGGGGCCGGGAAGUCCUCCCUGCUGAGCGCCAUCUUGGGAGAGCUGCCUCAGGACACGGGGAGUCUGAAGGUCAAAGGUCAGCUGACCUAUGCGUCCCAGCAGCCCUGGGUGUUUCCGGGAACCAUCCGCAGUAAUAUCCUGUUCGGGAGGGAGCUGAACCUCCAGCGGUAUGAGAAAGUCAUCAGAGCCUGCGCUCUAAAGAAGGACCUGGAGCUGCUCCCGGACGGAGACCUGACGCUGAUCGGGGACAGAGGGGCCACACUCAGUGGGGGACAGAAAGCUCGUAUCAACCUGGCCAGGGCCGUGUAUCAGGACGCAGACAUCUACCUCCUGGACGAUCCUUUAAGCGCAGUGGACGCUGAGGUCGGGAAACAUCUUUUUGAGCAGUGCAUCUGCGGCCUGUUGAAGAACAAGUGUCGUGUCCUGGUCACACACCAGCUGCAGCACCUCAGGGCCGCCGACCAGAUCCUGGUCCUGAAGGAGGGUCACGUGACGGCUCAGGGUUCCUACAGCGAGCUGUGCUCCUCCCAUCCGGACACAGUGUCUAUGCUGAGGAGUGACGAGGAGCAGGAGCAAUGGGCUCGAUCGGCCGACCUGGACAAACUGUCGUUACACAGCCAGAAGAUGAACCACUCGCACGGUUCCCACAGCAGCCUCCUGCUGCAGGAGAGCAACUGCACAGACCAGCUUCCUGUUGAAACAGUUUGCACCGCGGCAGAGGAGAGUCGGAUGGAAGGAGACGUCGCCGGUCACAUUUAUCUCAAGUACUUCACCACAGGCUGCAGCAUCGUGGUCUUACUGGUUAUCGUGCUGCUCAGUGUCGUGGCCGAGGUUGCUUAUAUCCUGCAGGACUGGUGGCUGGUCUACUGGGUGAGAGAGAUGUAUUUCAACAGCACGGCCACAGCUGUUAGCAUCAGAAAUGGAGUGAAUGCUACUCACUCAGAUCAAGAGUUCGACCUCACGUUUUACCUCGGUGUUUAUUCAGGUUUGACUGCAGUCGCCGUGGUGUUCGGCUACGCCAGGAGCUUAGUGAUCUUUCACGGGCUGGUGAGAUCAGCUCAGAAACUGCACAACCACAUGUUCAGCGCCGUCCUCCGCACGCCCGUCGCCUUCUUCGACGCCAAUCCCAUCGGAAGAAUUCUCAACAGGUUUUCCAAAGACAUCAGCCAGAUGGACUCGAUGUUACCCAUCACCUUUGUGGACUUCUAUCAAUUGUUCUUGCAGAACGUGGGCGUGGUGGCGGUGGCGGCCUCGGUCAUCCCUCUCAUCCUGAUCCCCGUCGUUCCUCUGCUGUUCAUCUUCCUGUACUUGAGACGCUUCUACCUCAGCACGUCACGGGACGUCAAACGCCUCGAGUCCACAACUCGGAGUCCCGUCUUCUCCCACCUGUCCUCGUCUCUUCAGGGUCUGUGGACGAUCCGAGCCUUCAGAGCCGAGGAGAGGUUAAGGAAAUCCUUCGACGCCCAUCAGGACCUGCACUCGGAGGCCUGGUUCCUGUUCCUGAUGACGUCCCGCUGGUUCGCUCUUCGCCUCGACAGCAUCUGCUCCCUCUUCAUCACCUUCACCACAUUCGGCUGCAUCUUACUCAGAGAUGGGCUUGAAGCCGGAGGGGUGGGGCUCGUGCUGACCUAUGCCGUGACGCUGAUCGGAAACUUCCAGUGGACCGUGAGGCAGAGUGCGGAGGUGGAGAACAUGAUGACCUCGGUGGAGCGGGUGGUGGAGUACACAGAGCUGAAGAGCGAGGCACCCUGGGAGACCCAGAACCGUCCUCCUGCCGACUGGCCCAGCCGAGGACUGGUGACCUUCAGCCGGGUGAACUUGUCCUACAGCGAAGACGGGCCCCCGGUCCUCAGAGACAUCAGCGCCACUUUCCAAGCGCAUGAGAAGGUCGGGAUCGUGGGGAGGACGGGCGCUGGGAAAAGCUCCCUGGUGUCGGCCCUGUUCCGCCUGGCUGAGCCGCAGGGAGAGAUCCACAUAGACGGCGUCCUGACGUCAGAGAUCGGCCUCCACGACCUGCGUCAGAGGAUGUCCAUCAUUCCCCAGGACCCGGUGCUGUUCACUGACACCGUGAGGAAGAACCUGGACCCUUUCGGGCAGCAUGCCGAUGAAGAGCUGUGGAGGGCCCUGGAGGAGGUGCAGCUGAAGUCGGUCGUGGAGGAGCUGCCCGGGAAGUUGGAGAUGGUUCUGGCCGAGUCGGGCUCUAACUUCAGCGUGGGUCAGAGGCAGCUGGUGUGUCUGGCCAGAGCCAUCCUGAGGAAGAACCGCAUCCUCAUCAUUGACGAGGCCACGGCCAACGUGGACCCCAGGACGGACGAGCUGAUCCAGAGAACCAUCCGGGACAAGUUUCGAGAAUGCACGGUGCUCACCAUCGCUCAUCGCCUCAACACCAUCAUAGACAGCGACCGGAUACUGGUGCUGGACAGUGGAACCAUCCGGGAGCUAGACCGUCCCUUCACUCUGCUGCAGAACAAAGACGGGGCGCUCUACAAGAUGGUGCAGCAGCUGGGGGCGGCUGAGGUGGCCGCUCUGCUGGAGUCUGCCAGACAGCUGGGAGAGAGAAGAAGAGGAGGAGGAGGAGGAGGAGGAGGAGGAGGAGGAGGAGGAGGAGGAGGAGCCAAUUAGGAGUUAACGAGGUGCAGCCGUGCGGAGGCUCGGCCGCUGCCACGCGAUUGGCCGUUCACAGGUGUGAGCGAUCAGCAGUGUGGUACUUGAGCAGUAUCGCACCGCUGAAGCGUCAGCCAGCGUCAGCCCGCGUGCAGCCCGUGUGUGAAGACCGACGUGGGUAAAGACCUGCGACUCUACCUGCGCGACUCAACCGAGCGGACGAGGCCGACAGAGGCCAGUAACGCCGCUUUUCAUUGUCUGUCUCACUCUCUCUGCCCUGUGCUUCGUUGCUAUCAGCUGUAGAGGAUGGAGGAACUGGGUUGGAGGCACCGAGCAGGGGAAGGUGACUGUCUGGACAAAUCUGGGGACUCUUUCUGCAACACCAAAUAAUAAAUAGCAUUUUGCUUUUAUUUUGAAAAAACAAUGUGUCACCGGUUUUAUUGGAGUCAAGUACAAACUGCAUUUGUACUCAAUUGUGUUGAGAUUAAAAACCUACACUUCAAAGUAAUGGAUGCCUAAGCAUCUAAAUGCAGAGGACCCAUUGGAAUCUUUUGGAGGAGCAGAGGCCAGGAAAUCCUACACUGGGAUCUGUACAAACUUCAAGGUAAUGCUACCCAUCCCCACUCAUCUCUCCAUGCAUGAAGAGGAAAGACAAGAACAAAAACUCACUCACUCACUCACUCACUCACUCACUCACUCACUCACUCACUCACUCACUCACUCACUCACUCACUCACUCACUCACUCACUCACUCACUCACUCAC
Seriola aureovittata is the source of this 7104-nucleotide messenger RNA. Its product is annotated as ATP-binding cassette sub-family C member 4-like. Bases 2392 to 6357 code for a protein of 1321 amino acids. The record is from RefSeq and is a predicted model, not a curated record. Gene Ontology annotation, cellular component: plasma membrane. NCBI's taxonomy places the organism in Eukaryota, Metazoa, Chordata, Actinopteri, Carangiformes, Carangidae. The transcript is spliced from 32 exons. Gene Ontology annotation, molecular function: ATP hydrolysis activity; ATP binding; ABC-type transporter activity. Gene Ontology annotation, biological process: transmembrane transport.